This is a messenger RNA of Echinostoma caproni, 489 nucleotides long. The record is from the annotation of a GenBank genome assembly. NCBI's taxonomy places the organism in Eukaryota, Metazoa, Platyhelminthes, Trematoda, Plagiorchiida, Echinostomatidae.
AUGGGUCCGGGCUUAAGGGACGUAGUUUGCAAUCCCCCACCCUAUAGUCCUUAUGACGCAUUAAAGGAGGCGAUAAUUAACCGCUUCAGCAUGACGAAGGACAACCGUCUCAAACAGCUACUGAACGGAAUCCGUCUAGGGGACAACGGGCUUCACACUCCCACGCAGCUACUCAGCUAUAUGGGGAGCCUGGAUUCUAGCCUACACGUAAGUGAAAAUGUGCUACGCAUUUGUUGGAUGCAAGCACUGCCCGAAUACGUCGCGAGUUUCCUUAGAGUAUUCGCGAAUAAGGCUACCUUAGACGAGCUCGCAGAGGCAGCCGACAGCAUUUGCGCACACACACCGUCGGCUCCACCCGUCACUCGCCUAUCCCCAGACUCGAGGAAUUAUUCAUGGAAGGACGCAAACGACCAAGUGAAUCGGCGUCUGGACGAAAUAAUGACCCAAGUAGCCGCACUCAAAUUUCCCGCGAUCGAUCGCGUUCUAUCU